GGCAAGGCCCACUACCAGUUGCUCGCCCAGGCACUACGGGCAAGGUUCACUGGGGCGGAGAUGUCGGGCUUCGUCGGGCGCAGGGGGAGCUUUGAGGUUGAGAUCAAUGGGCUGCUGGUCUUCUCCAGGCUCCAGGCUGGAGGUUUCCCUUACACUGAUGAUGUACUGGCUGCUGUCCAGAACGCCGCCGACGGCAAGCCCGUGGAGAAGAUCACCAGAAGCCACUCGGCAUGUGUCAUCAUAUAGCCACAGCCCUUGCUCCCUGAAUUCCCCAGUUGCCCCCCCAUUCCAUCACAUCAACCCCGAUUGGUCGCUUUCCCUCUCUGGGGACCAGUCAGAACACAGUAGACCAGAAUUUUUGACAGACCAUACCAUUUCUGAGGGGUCACCAAGGAGUUUACUAUCCUUCCACCACUACGUUACAAACAAAAUUUAGAUGAUUUUCUAGAAACAAUAACAUAUUUCUAACCUUUAUUCCAUUACUUCACCAGUAAUGGAACCUUACUUAAUGAAUUUACAUAAAUGAAAUACUGGUCCUACCUUCCCUGUUGGCUUCCCUAGAAGUGUAUGAAUAAAACAGAGCAUAACAUUCCCUGUUUCACCUGUAUAGCUGGUGAUUGUUUACUGUACCAAUUCCGUUUACCCUUGUUGUUCCAGGGGUGAAUCAGCAGCACCCCUCCGAGGAAAUUUUGACCCCGUGACAUCCUAACCCUCAGGUGGUCGUUGGGUCAGUUCUAAUUCUCUCUAGAGCUUCAGUGUCCUUUCCUCCCACCUAUACCUUGGCGGGGAGUCUAGACAUUAAUGACGACUAAGCUGAAACUUAAAAGGCUAUAGUGGGAACUUCUCAGUCUUGACUUCCUUGUGCUUCAAGGAGCAGGGUCAAAGGUCAGGGAGGACAAGGAGACAGUAGGCUAAGAUUCGCUUCUCUCUCCAAGAUGUCGACACACAUGGACACGCCGGACCCCCAAUCCUCAUUGCAGCGGACCUGGAAAUGGGUUAUACGUUAGCCAGCCUUUAGCUCAUCAAUGUCUAGGAUCAUGGCACCAUAUUGUUUAUUAACCAUUGGCAGCAACGAUUUCUUCGAAAUAAUUGGUUCAAAGGUCAGGUGUACUUGUUAAGAUGGAAUGCAGCAGUGGGCUGAGAACCAAUGCCAGAAACAAAUCUGUGUAAAGCAGCAAUGCCAAAUUCUAAGGAAACAGUACGGCUGUCACAUGUGCAUCAGACAUCUGGUGAUAACUGUAAUAUCAAUAAAGUAA
Molecule: messenger RNA, 1256 nt
Organism: Scleropages formosus (Asian bonytongue)
Lineage: Eukaryota; Metazoa; Chordata; Actinopteri; Osteoglossiformes; Osteoglossidae
Product: migration and invasion enhancer 1-like
Exons: 3
Biological process (GO): positive regulation of filopodium assembly; negative regulation of apoptotic process
Cellular component (GO): cytosol
Source: RefSeq, a predicted model, not a curated record